Magallana angulata is the source of this 2412-nucleotide messenger RNA. RefSeq lists its product as uncharacterized. The transcript has 3 exons. Lineage: Eukaryota; Metazoa; Mollusca; Bivalvia; Ostreida; Ostreidae. Bases 92 to 1627 code for a protein of 511 amino acids. The record is from RefSeq and is a predicted model, not a curated record.
CGACUUUUUCCCGCAAUUACGUCAUAGUUGCUGAGCGCAGACAUAAUUGGUCACGUGACGCACCCGCCAUUACAACCGUGAAACCGUGAAGAUGUAUCAAGGCGGAGGUGGUGAAUCGUGUGCGGUUUUUCGCUGCACUAACAACAGAAAAAAGUUAUACAUAUGGAAGCAAUCUAUUUGUCAAGAGCACGAAAGUAUUUUUCACAAAGAUUGCCCUUGUGUCGUCCCGUUCAGCCUACAUAAAAUACCUAAAGAGGAGAACGAGAGACUGAAAUGGCAGCGGGCAUUACAUCGGAAUGAUCUGCCGAAGAAUGUAUUCGUGUGUUCCACCCAUUUCAUUGACGGACGACCAACAGCAAGAAAUCCAACACCUACUUUAAAUUUAGGGUAUGAAGCUCCCAUCAAAGUUGGGCGUCGACUUUUAAAGAGAAAGUCUGUCACUGAAGAGAAAUUACAGACAAAGGGGACACACGGGUUUGAACCCACACUAAAACAACAAAAGCUGGUUUCUGAAGAUGAAGUUGAAACUGUCAACACUAAUCAGUUCACCAUUAAACCAAAGACAACAUCAUUUUUCACUCAAACGGACAUGACCGAAAGCAUAUCAACAGGCACCCAGUGGAUAGAUCCCACACUGCAUGAGCAUGAAUAUGCAAGGCCCUGUGUUUCAGGAUCUAGAGAUGCAGGAACACAGACGAGACCCAGUGAGACUGAAGACAAAGGAGUAAACUGCAGCACUCUUCAUAUUCGCUUAACCUCUGCUGACAUAACAUCCGACUCCUUAUCCUUGCUGUACACAGGACUGCCUUUGAAAACUUUUAGAUCUGUUUUGAGUGUUAUGCAAAAUAUGGAUGACCCACUUAAAUUUACCAUGCCUGUUUCAGAUCAAGUUUUUUUGGUUCUUAUGAAAUUAAGGCUAAAUCUACUGUUUGGGGAUAUUGCCAACAGAUUUGGGAUAUCAGAGUCUCAUGCAUGCACCAUUUUCAAUCAAAGACUCUCUUUUAUGGCUUUAAAACUGAAAAACUUAAUAGUUUGGCUUCCCCGUGAAACAAUCCGAGCAACUUUGCCGAAGUCUUUUCGUGAAAACUAUCCAAAGACUACAGUCAUCAUUGAUUGUGCCGAGACUUUCAUUCAACGAGCUAAAAACUUGAAAACAAGAGGUGAAACCUACAGUCAUUACAAGUCCCACAAUACAGGAAAGUAUUUGGUUGGUAUUGCACCACAUGGACAAAUUAUGUUUAUCUCAAAGGGUUUUGGAGGACGUUCUAGUGAUAAAGCUAUUGUAGAAGAAUCUGGCAUUUUAAACUAUCUUCUUCCUCGAGAUGAAAUUAUGGCCGAUCGAGGCUUUACCAUUGGUGACCUUCUAUUCCCUCUCAAAGUGAAACUUAACAUUCCAGCUUUUACCAAAGGUAAAGACCAACUUUCAGAAGAGGAUGUAACAGAAACGCGAAGAAUUGCCACCGUACGGAUUCACGUGGAAAGGGCUAUACGACGUUUAAAGGUGUUCCGCAUACUAAGUCAGGUAGUUCCAGUUACCUCUGCAAAGAAACUCAGUGACUACUUGAUUGUUUGUGCUGCAUUGGUAAAUCUGCGAUCUGAUCUUAUUAAAGAUGAUGAUGAUGAGUGACAGAUGAUAUUUGAAAGUUUCAGUGAUGUAACAGUAAAUGAUGCAUGAUAAUAUUUGAAGGUUUCACUGAUGUAAAUGACACAAAGUUGAAACAUGAAUGAUAAAUUUGUAUUAGGUUUUAUAUACCAGUCUAAUUAAGGUCCAGUUCACGAUUCCUUGAGUAUAUCUUCUCAUAGUAUGACAAAUGCUAAAUAAUGUAUUUUAGGCAAAGCCAAUGCCAGAUCUUGAAUUGAGACUAUUGUAAUAAGUCUUUAUUAAUAUGAUGUGAAUUAAAUUCUUCAUCAAAAAUAUUUUUUUAAACAUGUAAUUGGGUUUAAUUGAAGAUAAGAGGAUGUUGUGUGAUAAUGAACUUAUUUUGAAUACUCUUCAUGUUCAGGAAUAAAUAAUUAACACAUAUUGAAAAAUAGUUGACUGUAUAAUUUCAGCAUUAAGUCUGACAUCAAAAACUUCAUUCAACUACAUGUACAUGUGUAUACACAUGUGUGCAUCAGUUAGAAAAUUUAACAUAUUUUUUACUAAUUUUAAAUCUGCCACAUUCAAAGUCAUCAACUACUCUUGGUAAAAGUUUGUUGAAGUAAAAACAACAUAGUCUUGAAAUAGCUGCUUCACAAAACUGUUGGUCAUAUUGUACAUCAAUGACCUUGUAUUCAUUAGUUGUCCAUAUAACAAGUUUGCACAGCUGCAUCUGUGUUACAUGCAAAGUUAACUGCAUUUGAAGGUAAUAGCCCCUUGAACUGUUAUGCUUAACAUAUAAUGUACCAUUUUGCAAGGAUUUCACAACCAAU